Messenger RNA from Phoenix dactylifera (date palm), 1970 nucleotides. RefSeq lists its product as uncharacterized. The record is from RefSeq and is a predicted model, not a curated record. NCBI's taxonomy places the organism in Eukaryota, Viridiplantae, Streptophyta, Magnoliopsida, Arecales, Arecaceae. Gene Ontology annotation, cellular component: nucleus.
AAAGCACCACCAUCUCCUUCCUCCAUUAGUAUCAACCUUUCUCCUUCCAUCCCUCUCUCUCUCUCUCUCUCCAUUUCUCUCAUCCUUCAAUCCUUUUGAAUUCUGUUUUCAUCAUGAGCCCUUCGUCGCGAGAGAUCAACGGCUCCCGCCCGGCCCCUCUCAAGAUCCACAAGGACACCCAACUCAUCCACAAGCAAUCCUCCUCCUCCACCGCCACCACCCACCACCGCCACCAUCCUGUCAUCAUCUACACCCACUCCCCCAAGAUCAUCCACACGCAGGCUCGCGACUUCAUGGCCCUUGUCCAGAAGCUCACCGGUCUCUCCCGCUCCACCGAUGACGACGACGACGACUCAGCCGCCGCCGCCAACAAUCCCCCUCCCGCACCAUCCAACAUUCCCUGCAAGGACGCCGACACGAUCCAUGCGGCUAACAACGAUCCGUCGCCGUUGUCGGAGAAUCGCAGCAUCGCGGGGGAGGUCGUCCACCAUGUCGGCUGCUCCCCGCUGCCAUCUGCCCCGGCCGCCAUGUCGCCGCUCGGCUUCGACCCCCUGCCACCUCCUAACCCGUUCCUGUCGGAGAUCCCGCUCUUCACACCCAGCUCCUCGGACUUCUUCUGCUCGUCAGGGUCCUUCUAUAGGUACCCGGAGUCGGCGCUGUUCUCGCAAUCCAUUCCAAACAUGGGCGGCUCCAUCUCGCCUUCCAUCAUGGACACCAUGAAGGCUUUCCCCGACUACUGAGAUUGGCAGGAGGCCUGGUUUUCAUCCAUGGGCAAUAAUUCUCCUAGUUCAGUUCGUUUGUUUUGGUUGGCUGAUCCUAUCAGCUCCGAGGAGAGGAAUCAGACUCCUUGUAGUUGGAGGUUGAUUGGUUCGGGUUGCCUCAUUUCCUUUUCUUUUCUUCAACGAAGCGAAGGCUUGCAUCUAGUUUCCAUUCUCUUUUUCCUGCAAUGAUACGGACAUUGUACUGCGUCUUGCUGGUUUUGCAAUCGAGAAAUUUGAAUGAUAAGGCAAACUGGCAGCUAAAUAUAUGGCGUGAUCCAUACAUGCGGACAACUGAAGGUUUCGAAACUCGGCCUUUGGUUAGUUCCUAGCCCUCGAACAAACCAAAAUAAUUUGGUAAAUUUGGUAUUAAUUUGUUACCAUAAUGGAUCGACAGACUAGGGCCUAGAAGUACGAAGUACUACAUCUAGAAGGAUAUAAUUAUUUUUAUAUAUAUUAAUGAACUGCUCAGAUCCAGAUCAAACUUGAUGAGCAUAUCUGGUCCAGUUUUUAGGAAUCAAACCGGAAUACGAUAUGGUUAUAUUGCGAGCUAUUACGGUGACAUUCGGAGCCAUUACAUUGACCUAAUUAAACUUUGUGCUGCAUCAGCAUCGUCGAUUCUGAGGCACAAACGCUACCCUACAAACCUUUUAGAUUAACAUAAAUUCAGUCAAACUAACCCAACUUAGCACAUGAGACUGCCAUCAAAAGUUGUUUACCUUCUCUUACAACGAACAAAUUCUCAUCUCCUACCCAGAAAUCUCUGAUGCUCUUGAAAGUCAUAACAUAUGAAGGGAGAACACCCAUGGAAACUAAUGUACUUACCUGAGGACAUGUGAGAGGGUAUAGAAGAUAAUGGAAAGCACUUCUCAGAGCUCCAGUAGCACCAGAAAAUUACAAUCACAGGUUGCUGCAUUUCGAAAAGGUAAGCAACCACCAUGAAUUGAGGCCAUGCAUAGUUUUUGAGCAGCCUAUAGUAGUAAUUGUUUUAAUGGCAUAAGCUCAAAACGCGAGCUAAAAGAUUGUUAUGCACAGCAGCAAUGAGACAAAAGCUUAAUCUGAAUACAAUCAUGUGUAUUGAAGACUCGUUUUUUUUUUCCACCUAUUUUUUUAAUGUCUCCUGCACUGGGGGGGGGGGGGGUGGGUGGAUAUAAGCAGAAAGAGAAAAUCUUAUUUAUGAACAUAUGAAACAAUUAAAAAUACAUGACUAUA